Messenger RNA from Aspergillus tanneri, 1581 nucleotides. RefSeq names its product bZIP transcription factor. Gene Ontology annotation, molecular function: DNA-binding transcription factor activity. NCBI's taxonomy places the organism in Eukaryota, Fungi, Ascomycota, Eurotiomycetes, Eurotiales, Aspergillaceae. The transcript is spliced from 2 exons. The record is from RefSeq and is a predicted model, not a curated record. Bases 1 to 1581 code for a protein of 526 amino acids. Gene Ontology annotation, biological process: regulation of DNA-templated transcription.
AUGGCCAACCGCCUGCCUCCUCUGAAUGAUGUGGCGCCGUCUCCGGCGAUGGAGUCGUUAUCCAUGAGCCAGGAGGAGGAGGUGAAGAUCGAAGAAGACUCUCCCACUCCCACCGGUCUCGCGUCAUCCGCCGACGCAGAAACUGAAACACCCGCCUCCGAUCAUAACGGCGGACCCGCGGGGCGCAAGCGCAAGCUGAACAGCACGUCGGCGCGAGGCGUCGCCAAUCUCACCCCGGAGCAAUUGGCGAAGAAACGGGCCAACGAUCGUCAGGCCCAGCGCGCCAUUCGUGAGCGCACCAAGUCCCACAUUGAUUCCUUGGAGCAGCGCGUGCGCGAGCUCUCGUCACAGAAACCCUUCCUGGAUCUCCAGGCCGCCCUGAAGCAGAAUGAACUGAUCCAGGCCGAAAACCGAGAACUCAAGCAGGGAUUGAAGGCAAUUAUGGAUAUCAUUCAUCCCCUGAUCGGGAAGAAUCCAUCCAAUCCUCCCUCAGUCCCCCCCACCGGCCCCAAGUGUAUCCCUCCUAUCUCGACCACUCUGCCUUUUGUCGAUUCCAUUCCCCCCAACAUCAAUCUCUCCCGGUCGGCGGACCAGCCCUACUCCGAGUCCAUCGCCGGUGCCGAAACGCCCUCGUCCACGCACUCUGCACCCGCCUUGGGCACGAUCCGACGCAAUAGCUCGUCAGCAUCGGCGACGUCCUUUCGCAUCGCCUUCGACUACCAACGGCAGAACUUGACCCAUGGCUUGGAUUUCGGGACCGACGAGAGGAUGGGCUUUAAUUUCCUCCUGGACGCAUCGCAGCAGGUUCCCCGAGUGGAGGGUUUCCGCCGCUCCUCGGAGAACUUCCGUCCUCCCCCAUUGAGCGCGCCGGCGAUCUAUCCGCCCCCGCCUCAUCAGGGACCCAUGGCGGAGCAUCCACUUCCCGCCCACUUAACCCUCGUCCGGAACAUUGCCCCGACCUGCACAUUGGAUGCCAUCCUGCUGGAUUUUCUCCACCAUCGCCAGCAGGAAGCGGCCCAGGGGGUUCCCAAGCAGAAGCUGGUAGGACCUCCCUAUCCCAGCGUCUCCUCCUUGCUCAACCCGGAAAAGAGCGUCUACUCGCAUCCGCUGUCCAAGGUCUUCACGGAUAUCCUGCGCAGCUUCCCGGAUAUUUCGUCGUUGCCGGAACAAGUGGCCGUCCUGUAUUCCAUGUUUGUCCUCAUGCGAUGGCAGAUCUACCCGACCCAGGAGAACUACGACCGUAUACCGGAGUGGCUGACGCCGCGGCCGUCGCAGUUGUUCACGCCGCACCCCGCCUGGAUUGACUACCUCCCAUGGCCGCGCAUGCGGGACCGCGUGGUGAUGGCGUAUCGCGACUAUCCGUUUGAGAGCUGGUACACCCCGUUUACCAGCACUCUGUGCGUCAACUGGCCAUACGACGCGACGGAUUGCCUGCUAUCAACGGGGGAUAGCGACGAGCUGAUCAUAAACCCCGUGUUCGAACGGCACUUCCGCAACCUGAAUAACUGGACAUUGGGACCGGCUUUUGCCGAGGUAUACCCGUCCUUGGUGGAAACCACCAAAAUCAAACCCACCCCCUGA